Paramormyrops kingsleyae is the source of this 5713-nucleotide messenger RNA. It is a transcript of the gene retreg3, whose product is annotated as reticulophagy regulator family member 3. Gene Ontology annotation, biological process: reticulophagy. The record is from RefSeq and is a predicted model, not a curated record. Lineage: Eukaryota; Metazoa; Chordata; Actinopteri; Osteoglossiformes; Mormyridae.
UCCAAGCACACCCACACGCACAAUGAAGCUUAAUCCUAACCACAGCCGCAGCUAUCCAAAAUUUACCAAAAAAAAAAAGUGACAGCCGUAAGACAAACAUCCACUUCAUUAAUUUAGAGAAUUUUGAUGAAUAUUUCAGCAUGGACGUCCGGAGGACCUGCGGUCGAGGAGCCGGGAAGCUGUAGGCAGGCGAGGGAAAUUUAAGCUAGAAAGCAGGGGACCGCCCGUCAGCUUCGCCAUGUUGGAGGCAUCGGCAGCGUAGAGCAAAUCAAAUUGCCUGUAUCGGCGUGUUGGAAGAGGAGGACCUUCUCGGACAGUACUGUUUAGUCUAAGGAAACGUGACAGAUGCGUGACUUGGUGGGGAGUCAGAAAAGCUGCGGCCGCGGAGCGGUAGGGCUUGAAUAAUGUGUGAUUCGGGUUUAGGCUGGUGACAUUGUUUUUUUUCCCCUUCGCCUGUGUCGGGCGGAUAUCAUGGACGUCCCCGCAGCACGUCUCCAGCCGCGGAGCCAGUCAGUCUGACAUACGGCAGCUCCCCACUCCGUGAUCGUAGCAGCCGAGCCGGACCUGCGCGGGGUAGUAAGGGGGCGGCUUUCCUGCGUAUCGCCGGUGCAUAGCGCCUUUACCCGUAGCCUGGGAUUAGGGGGCGGGGGGGAAGGCGGGCCGUCGCACCGGCUUUAAUCGGACGUUAAGAUGGCGCUCAGCGGGGAGACCGGAGACGCAAACGAGGGACGGGAGUUCGGGCUUAGCUGCGGCCCGGAGAGCGGAUCGGGUCCCGCUGAGAGGGACGCGCAAGUGCAGGCAGUCAAGGCGUCGCUGCUGUGCAGGUUGGGGCCGUACGAGCCGAUCGUCACCCGCGUACAGGGGCUGCUGAUCUGGGAAAGGCCGUUUCACAGCGUGCUGCUUUAUACGGCGGUCAACGCCGUCUUCUGGUUCCUGGCCCUCACCUCCCUGCGUGUCCUCUUCCUGCUCUCGGCCGGUCUGGCCGUGGCCGUCUGCGUCGACACCUGGAGGAAGAGGAUCUGGCCCGAGAUCAGAGUGAGACGAGUGGAUGAAUAUGAAAAUGAAAGCUGGGGUCUGGUGCAGCCCGGGAUACUCAGCGUUCCGGAGCUGUGUCACCACAUGGCCGAGCUCUGGGUCUCAGGAUCGUCCUUCAGCACCAGCCUCGUGGACUUUAAGAGGCACAAUCCGGGCAAGUUCUGUCUUCUAGCGUGUAGCUUCUUCAGCUUCCUGGCCAUGCUGGGCCACUACGUUCCUGGACUGGUGCUCUCCUAUGCCGCAGUGCUGAUGGUGUUGCUGAGCCCUUUGGCCGCCUGUCACCGGAUGUGGCAGCGCCUGUGCGUGAGGCUGGAGCCGGCCCUGCGGCGGCUGGACUUCAGCGUCCGCGGCUACAUGAUGUCCAAGCCAAUGGAAAACCAAUUUCUCCGCCGACCCAUCAGACCGGUUGCCACGGCGGACGCCAGCGAUAGCGAGGAGGAACUGGCUGCCUUCUGCCCCACGCUUGAUGACGCGGCGGCGGCCAGGGAGCUGGCCAUCACGGACUCAGAGCACUCAGACGCUGAGGUCUCCUACACGGAAAACGGCACCUUCAACCUGUCCAGGGGGCAGACUCCCCUCACCGAGGGCUCUGAGGACUUGGACAGACACAGUGACGCAGAGGAGUCGUUUGCCCAAGACCUCCCUGACUUCCCCUCCAUAAAUCCCUACGCCACGCUGCUGGACGACGACGACGACACCAGCAUCGGGCUGCCCAGUCUGGCGCCAUCGAGCCUUUCGGGCCGCCGGUCCGUACCGCUGGACAUGGAUGCAGACACCCAGCUGGACUCGGACCAGGAGGAGCUGGACGCCGAGCUGUCCCUCAGCGGCCUGCCCCCGGCUGCGAACUUCACGGCCGACAUCAGUGGCAUGAUAGCCAGCAGCAUGAUCCAGGCGGCCCUGGCGGGGGCUCUGCAGCCGCGGCCGCCCCCCGCCCCCCAGAGGGAAGCCGGGUUCCGGGCCGGGCCGCGCCGGGCCUGCCGCAAACAGUCCAGCUCUGAGCUGGACACCGACCUGGAGAACGAGGACUUCGAGAUGCUGGAUCAGUCUGAGCUGAAUCAGAUGGAUCCAUUGGGGAGUUCCUCUCGCGGCGCCGGACAACCACAAAACCAGGGUUCCAGCUUCCUGUCCAACUUCCUGGGAAAACCGAAGUGAAAACCUAUUUUUAUACGUGUCAGCGGAACCAGCUGGGUUUGGAUGGGGUGUGUGUGUGUGCGUGUGCGCGUGUGUGUGUGUGUGUGUGUGUGUGUGUGUGUGUGUGUGAUAUCGCGUGUGGUCGCGUGUGUUGACAGGGGUCCCAGCCAACAAAAAGCUGGAUUUGGUUUGCCGUUGAUAUCACUGUGAAGUAUUUUGUUAGGUUUUUAGUUCAGUAUUUUGAGAGUCUUUCCUCCUUUGGGGUCCUACACAUAUAAGAUCCCUUGUUUUAAAUGCUUUUAGUUUUGUAGGCUGAGCAAUAGGACCUUUCACUCAAUAACACACACGCACCGCAUACAACACGGCAAACCCGCUUAAUUGUAAUACUUGCCAAUCACUUCCCCUCAAGCAGCGAGAGAGCAAUUCAUGUCAAAUCCACUUCAGAAAUCACAAUAAAAUGCACACUAUGCCUUUGUUUUGUCAAAAUAUUAACACUACACGGGAUUAAUGACAUGGGACCAAACCUACAUUCCUGUUUGUGAGAAUUUGCUGGAGAAAAAUCUAAAUUUCCCAUGAUUUUCUGGUUUAUCACAAGCUUGGCCUCUGAGGACGGCAGCAAGGCCUGUGUGUUUAUUGCAUCUUAUUUUUCUGUUUGCAUCACUCUGCAAUGUACAUUUGUAAAUAAUACCUUCAUAUUAACAUUCAAGAAUCAGGCGUAAUGAUUCAUCCAUUGGUCAUUGCGAGAUGAAUCAGGUUUUCCCCAAGCGGUGUGUGACGUGUCUCACCGCCGUAGCAACCAUCUGAACGGGCUGUUGUCAUGCGUCUCCGUCUGUGGGUGUGUGCGUGACGACGGGGCCUUCUUCUGUGUUGUCGUGUUAAGAGAAUCAGUUUCAUUUAUCUCAAAUGAACCUCGAAUGAAAGUCUGCAAAAUUUGCAAAGGGGAAAAAAAUGGAAGAACGAGAAAUUAUUAAACAAAGAUAUUUCUUUGCUGGCCUGGCUGUGAGCCUCGGCCCGUGGAGUAAUGUUGAGGUGUACAUUUGAGGUUUUGGUGCUCAGUUAUAUGAUGCUUCUCCCACUUUUAUGAAAGUUACGUGGGAUAAAAGGUUAAUCUGACUUAGCGCUCAACCUUUCAAAACAUAACUAUCAAACCAAUUGCUUUUUUUUUUUUUCCUCAGCAAGAUCCAUGAUUUCAUGCGCUUCAAAGCGCCCAUCCCUAUAAAUUACUUUCUCACGGGUAUUUUACUUCAGGGGAAGCGUGGAAGUCUGUCUUCUCAACUCUUUGUUCUUGCUGGUUAGUCAGGGAAGCUGGGAGUACCGCAGGUCCUGGGACCACUCCCAGUUUCACUUGUGAUCUGAGUGGCAAGUGCAUGACAUGGAAAUGGGGAACCGCAUACAUAGUAAAAAACCCUCCCAGCGCAAAAGCCAUAGAUAGUAUUGUGUGGCUUUGGUUUUAGCCAAAUGAACUUUAACAACUAGUGAUCUAAUGAAUGCCGGGUUCUUAUCAUUUCAAUAAUACACCCAUUUUAAGGCACACAAUCAUCGAGACACGCUGUCACUUUUGAUGAUGUUUAACCCAUAUUAAUCAGUCUGGUUGGUAGUUCCAUUUAAAAAGGAGAUGCAGACCCUUUCUGAAUGAAUCACAUACUUCUACAGUGGUUGAACGCAGCAUAGUAUCGUAGUUCAUGUUGUUAUAUAAUACAAUCGCCAGUUCUCACAAAUUGGCCAUUUGGCAUAAUAAGUUUACAAGUUAGCAUUUUAUUUUAGCAUAUUUCACAUUAAGUACAGCAGUAAUGCAAGCCAAAGCUUGUCUGAACAAGUGAUGUGCUUUUCCCAUGCGCAUUGUGCAUUAAGUACAGCAGUAAUGCAAGCCAAAGCUUGUCUGAACGAGUGAUGUGCUUUUCCCAUGCGCUUUGUGCAUUAAGUACAGCAGUAAUGCAACCCAAAGCUUGUCUGAACGAGUGAUGUGCUUUUCCCAUGCGCAUUGUGGGGCUUCUUUCCAGCUUGUGUCCUGCUUGUGUCGAGAAGAAAAAUGUGAUACUUUCACAACAGGAUGUGGGAUGGGCAGUGACCCGAAGUAGCACUCCUGAACUUUCUCAGACAUUACCCCUCUCUCCACACCAUAUCUUCUGUGUCUAAAUUGUGAGCUGUGUAUAAUUUUGGCUGUAUGUUUAAUGUUUCUUCUCUCGUUAUCAGAUAGCAGGAAUUGAUAUUUUAAUGCAUGAGUCUCUCGUAAGGCACCUCGACAGAACCCGGGAGGAGAAUGACAGUAGUGAAAAUCAUUUGUUAGGCAUAAAUAUACAAAAAGUCCCAUCUUCUAAAAUUGUACAUUUUUAUUUUUUAAUGUAGUUUUUGGUUUAUCAGUAGUAUUUUCUACGUAAGAGUCUGUUUGCCCAUUAUUGUUGACACCAUGUGUACUGUGUAUUGUUGGGAUUCAGAACAUUAGUACAGUGUGGAGCUUAAACCCCUGUAUAAAUAAAUAUUGUAAGUGUUAUAAUGCAUUGCUUAUUCCCGUAAAUGAUGCCUGCAAUUUUCUGGUUCAUUUUCUGGUGCCACUGUUCUUAUUUUUAUUGUGAUCUAUGAGAGGGCUCUCUGUUGGGACAAAAGCCUUAUUUGGACAAAAUUUUAUACUUCAUCUGGACAAUAAAUAAUGCCUUUAGGAUAGUAAUGUAUUUUUUUUUCUUGAUCAUUUGUCAAUUAUGUUGCCUUCUAUGGGAAGGGACAGUUGUCAUUCAGGUAGGCAACUAUUGCUAAUUAUUUGUCCCCUCUGUCCCCCAAUAGAACACACUGUGAACAUGUUAUAUACAAACGUAUGAAGUAGAAGAUUGAGUGAGGUAACUGACUUGUUUUACAGAUAUUGUAAUAAUGCAGCUUUGAACCACAUUACCACUUACAUUUCACUGAUUUGACAGUGGAAGACAGCUGUUUUUUAAGACGUCCCGUUUACACAAUAAACAAAAUUGUGGUAUAGUUAACUAAGUCCUGGAUGUGGAGGUGAAAUGUAAAAAUUCUGGUUUCAUCAUUAAACUGUGCAGCAAAAUAUCCUUGUGAUAGCGUGAUUCUCCCAUGUUUGACAGAUUUUCUUUGUAAUGUUGCCCUUAAUGAGAAUUGUAAAAAGUGAGUCUACUUUUGUUCAAUUCAAGCACAAAGAGCUGGAUCACACAUAAUGACAAAAUCGCCGCUGGGUUGAAUAUUGGUAUUUGAAAGGCAAUUGCCCAAUGGUUUUAUUAAUGCUGUAUAAUUAAGUUUUUUGAGAAAUAGUACAAAAAAUGUCGAAUGGCCAGAUUUCCCUGUACCACAACAUAGCUUGUUUUAACCUUCUGUUUGACCAGAACAAGAAUGAGUUUUUAAAAUUCUUGGUUGUUAAAGGUUAUCAAACUAGGCUGGACUUGGUAAACAGCGGGUUGGUAAACUGGUCCAGUGUGAAGCGGGUCCUGUACGUUACAAUGUUUCAAUAAAUGUCUGUAGUUAAAGUGAAAUCUUUUCUCUGUAACUCGGUUUUGAUAUGUUUUGAUGUGAAAACCUUAUUAAAGAGAAAAAUUUAAACCGA